Lycium ferocissimum is the source of this 1269-nucleotide messenger RNA. Its product is annotated as vacuolar protein sorting-associated protein 32 homolog 2. Bases 306 to 974 code for a protein of 222 amino acids. The record is from RefSeq and is a predicted model, not a curated record. The transcript is spliced from 8 exons. Gene Ontology annotation, cellular component: ESCRT III complex; cytoplasmic side of plasma membrane; multivesicular body. Lineage: Eukaryota; Viridiplantae; Streptophyta; Magnoliopsida; Solanales; Solanaceae. Gene Ontology annotation, biological process: late endosome to vacuole transport via multivesicular body sorting pathway; vesicle budding from membrane.
AGCCACUAGAGAAAUGCUUGCCGUGUGGAUUCCGACUACCAUUUCCAAUUUCACUUAACACGCUUAAGAAAGAAAAGGUAUACCCCACAAACAAACACCCAACCGGGUCGACCCGUUACCCUUUCAAUACUUAUUUUUCUCCUUCCUCCAAUUUUCAGAUAAAUAAAUUCAUUUGCUUUUCGACCAAAGUCACUCUUCAUAAUCUUCAAAUUUCCAUUUGAAUCAUAUACCUUCGAGUUGAUCAUCGAUCGUUCGUCUACUCUAAUUCUAACUUCUAAUUGACAGAAUAAAAUCAGGUUGGGGUUAUGAGUUCAAAUAUGUUUUCGAGGAUGUUUGGGAAACCCAAGCAAGAAACUAAUGCUCUUAUGACUCUUGAUAAAUUAAACGAGACGCUGGAGAUGCUUGAGAAAAAGGAGAAAGUGCUUCUGAAGAAGGCCUCUGCAGAGGUUGAGAAGGCCAAAGAUUAUACAAGAGCAAAGAACAAAAGAGCGGCAAUACAAUGUUUGAAGAGGAAAAGGCUCUACGAACAGCAAAUUGAGCAGCUUGGCAAUUUCCAGCUUCGCAUCCAUGAUCAGAUGAUAAUGCUAGAAGGUGCAAAAGCUACAACUGAAACUGUUGAUGCUUUGAGAACUGGAGCAUCUGCAAUGAAAGCAAUGCAGAAAGCAACGAAUAUUGAUGACGUGGACAAGACAAUGGAUGAAAUAAAUGAACAGACAGAGAAUAUGAAACAAAUACAGGAGGCUUUGGCUACUCCAAUUGGUGCAGCAGCUGAUUUUGAUGAGGAUGAAUUGGAGGCAGAACUUGAAGAAUUGGAAGGUGCUGAAUUGGAAGAGCAGCUUCUUCAACCAGCAACUACAGCCCCUGCUGCUCCAGUCCAUGUCCCUGCAGGGAAGCAACCUGCUCGGCCCAUUGCUCAGAAGCGUACAGCUGAGGAAGAUGAACUUGCUGCUUUGCAAGCAGAGAUGGCUCUUUGAGCUACUCCUUUUGUUUUAACUGGUAUUAUCUUGGGUAGCUUACAUAUAUAGACUGGUUGUACGCAUGCGAGAGACUACUGCAAGUGCUUUCACAUAUCUCGAUAUUUAUGUCGGUUAAUAGGGUUGUGUACAUAAUGGUGUUGCAGUAAAUGGUGAAUUCCAUGGACGCCAGAAUUUGUGGUUCUUGCUCAUAAGUGAAUUUUAUGUUAACGAAGAAAAAAAAGAUUAAAAAUUUCCAUAGUCAUCUUGUACCAUCUCAGGAGGAUAAUAAUAAUGUAUUGUCUGUUUUUGCAAA